Notothenia coriiceps (black rockcod) is the source of this 793-nucleotide messenger RNA. RefSeq names its product serine/threonine-protein kinase N2-like. Bases 1 to 654 code for a protein of 217 amino acids. Gene Ontology annotation, molecular function: small GTPase binding; protein serine/threonine kinase activity. The record is from RefSeq and is a predicted model, not a curated record. Gene Ontology annotation, biological process: protein phosphorylation; signal transduction. NCBI's taxonomy places the organism in Eukaryota, Metazoa, Chordata, Actinopteri, Perciformes, Nototheniidae. The transcript has 3 exons.
AUGACAAUAAAAGUUUUGAAUUCUCCUCCUGCUCUCCAGGGCGAUCCCGGCGGGCUCUCUGUGCUCCAGCAGCUCGGUCUGGACCAGAACUCGGACUUCUCGGACUCCAGCGUGCAGCAGUGUCUGGACGAGCAUCGGGAGCGGAUCCGCAGGGAGAUCCGUAAGGAGCUGAAGAUCAAGGAGGGGGCGGAGAACCUUCGCAGAGCCACGACGGAGCGGAGGAACGCCCAGCAGGUGGACUCGCAGAUCCGCAGCUCCAAGCGCAAGCUGGAGGCGCUGCACGACCAGCUGCAGGAGCUGGACGCACACAUCGUGGUGAAGGGCCCCGACGAAAACGAGGAUGCCCCUAGAUCUCCGGGUUCGCUCAACCGGACGUCGGCCAUCCAGCGGAGGAUCGCGGCUCUGGAGCGUCAGCUGAACAUCGAGCUGAAGGUUAAACAGGGGGCGGAGAACAUGAUCCCGAUAUACGCCAACGGAGGAACCAAGGACAAGAAGCUGCUGCAGAUGGCUCAGCAGAUGCUUCAGGACAGCAAGACGAAGAUCGACAUCAUCCGAAUGCAGAUCCGAAAAGCCAUGCAGGCCACGGAGCAGUCGGAGGAGAACCAAUGUAUCUAUCAUCCAAAUCCUGCUUUCACCCCUCCUUCCCAAAGCUGAUAAACACACUGCAUAUUUUAUGAUGCAGUGUGGUAAUGGAUCGAUUCCUGCCUCAGAACUCCACGGUGUUCCAGACACACACACACACACACACACACACACACACACACACACACACACACACACACACACAUGCAUA